UCAGUAGAUGCUAUUACAGAGAACUUGACAUGUUACAGAACAUUAGCACUCGUUAAACUUUCUUGAUUUUCUGUUAUACAGUCAUACCUCGAUAUAAGGCAACUUUAUUUUUAUUUUCGUUACAUUAUAUCGAGUUACGUUGUAUCGAAGCACGAAAAAAAUUAGUUUUUUGCUGAUGCAAAAUUCUUGAUGGUUUCUCAAAAGUGCGCAAAAACUUAUAUUCCUUCGCCUAAAAGUAAAUAUUAACCUGUCUUAUGUUAAGACAUAGAUUUUCGUAGACAAACAUAACCAGUCACAAAACAUUGAAAAAUUUAAUGUCAAUUUUACCCCAUUAUACGGUACUUAUUGGUUUCAAAACUUACUUAAAACAUUUAUUCGGAACAUUAUACACUCCAAAAAUAAUUGUUGUACUUUAAUUUUGGGAAAAUAAAAAAAGUUACGUUAUAUCGAGGUAAAAGUUACGUUAUGUCGAGUUACGUUAUAUCGAGGUUGCCUUAAAUCGAGGUUGCCUUAAAUCGAGGUUGCCUUAUAUCGAGGUAUGACUGUAUAUCAUAAUACUAAUAAGACGAUAUAGCAACAAUAUAUUCUGUGUCAUUUUUGAAACACAAAUUGUAAUUUCGGAAAUGAAUUCCAAUUACGAUCAUUCCUGUAAUUAUUUCAGCCUUACAGAUCAAAUUGAUCAACUCCGUUUCGCAGUUCUGCUUAGCAAUAAUUAGCGAUUCGUCAAGUGCUUUGUUUAUAUGAUGACACGUAUGUCAUACGUCACAUCUGAUACGUCAUAUGAUAAUUACAAAACUAAUAAAGGUGCUAAAACACGGCAAACGACCACGAAUGCGAGUGAAAUUGUAUGUUUUAUUUCUUCUUGUGAUUUAUAUUGCGAAUUGGGUAGAGGAUAUGAUAUUUUAUAUGCUAAAAGCUUACAGCCAGUGUUGAGUUAUACCGUUAGGAUUUGUAUAUUGAGUUCCCUUUUCUCUAUUUGUAUUGAACACAUGUGAAUUAAACCUUGGUUUAGGAACAAGUAGAUGUGUCGUAUCUAAUUUUAUGUCUUUUGUGAUUCAAAAGACGAACAUCAUGUUAACUCUGGGGCUGUCAGUAUAUUUUCACAUUCCUAUCCUAUCAAAAACCGUGGGAUGAUAUACUUUUCUAAGUAAUUCUGCAUACUUGAUAUUAAAAAAAGAGAUUAUAUUUAGAGAGGGCUUCGAUAUCGAGCAACGUAAUAAGGUGGAAAAGCUGCAGCGGUCAAAUUGUAAGUUGUGAUGUAUAAAACGUGAAAUUUGUUGUCAAAGUUUUAUUUUGGAUGUAAAAGCACAUGUAUUUUUGUAUUGUCAGUAGAUGGCCUCGCCAUGCAAAGUUGCAUUACGUGACGGUGGGGGGAUAUUGUACAUUGCCCUUAUGCAAAAACCUGCCGAAGAACAGCACUGCCAAAGACGUUCGAUACCCUAUCAAAAUGAAACAUUUUAGUUUUAAAAAUAAAUUUUAUUCUUUUUAAAAACAAUUUUUUUAAAGUCAUCUAUAUCGCCGAAUAGCCACUUUUAUAGUACACUAGUUAUUUCAAUUUUUGGUUUCUUAGCUAACAUACACGACUAUGUUCCUGAUUUUUAUCCAGGCAGUAUUUAUUAAAACUCGACUGUGCAAGUAUUUAGCAGUAUUAGUAUUAAGCAUGUAACGGAAAUUCAGUUGAGUAUUUUUUCGUGUGGACCACACUGGAACCUUUACUUUUUAGAACUUUCGUGGCAUUGUCCCAGUUAUAUAAUUGUUUAGUGUGUUUGUGAAGCUGUUAUGGAGUUUUAAUUGUAUUUCCAUAUUCAUGAGGAAGAUUUACUCUCUUUUCCAUUCAUUUAAGAGUUCCAUCAAUAGCAUACAGAUCUUGAGCAAUUGCAUGCAACAUAGGACAUAGAGGUAUAUUUCAAAAAUAACGUUAGUUCUUCUCUGCAGUCUGCACUACAGGUAGGUAUUUUAAAUAAAGUGUUGAUCGAAUACCAGUUGGUUAGCCUUACUAGCCAUGAGCAUUUGAUUGGAAUUGUUUCGUCUAGCUUUUUGUAUCCGUACUAGGAAAAUGUAACAUUCGUAUGGAAAGUGCAUAAGGAUUGACCUUGAAACCUGUUAUUAGUUUUUACUACUCAGUAAGAAAAUGGUGGUAAUAAUUAUCAUAUCAUAUAAAUUUCGUACGUUUUAACUAUCCAUCGCACAUUGAUUCUAAAAUAUUUUCGACAAAGCAAUUGUAAUCAUUCGUAUAUAUUCUCAUCAGACAUACAAUAAAUUGCAGAGAAUCAUUUUUGUUGUCAUAAUUGUCUUUAAUGCAACCAUUGUUUGGUUGAAAAAGACACUCUUUAACUGAACUUUAUAUAGUCAAACACUAUAACGUAGAAUUAGGAAUUCAACAUUUUUAAGUAGUUUUUUUCAGAUGGAAAACUCUGCGCUGGAGUUCCACUUAUUAUUUUCGCUAGCCCUGUAUAUAAAAAUCAGGGUUGAAAAUGUGCAAUGUAUGCUAGGCUAGCAAGGUUUCGAGAGAAUAUUUAUUCUCCUAUAUACAAACAUUUCUCAUACAUUUGUUUUGAUUUUUUUACUUUCAAAAACUAUAAAAUAAGUUUUCGGGUAUUAUCUAGAAAUAUAAAAAAACGAUCGGUUUUCAGUAGUAUUUUUUUGUAUGUAAUGAGAUUAAUUUAUGAAAAUUCUCUUUCAGGUUAUAUUUUCGAAGAAAUGCCAAUAAAAUUGACCAGUAUGAAAGCUAUCACAAGAACAAGAUCUUUUGACCAGAGGUCUUUCACUUAGUACCACAACAAAUUAAAAUUCAUACGAUGUUAAUUUCAAAUCUUCACCGCUUAAUUUUGCGUUCUUUUUUUAGUACUUACGUACUGUUCCCAUAUGAACGAUAGUUUCUUUCGAGGAUGAACGUGACAGCAGCGCACGACGGCAGCGAAGUUUUGACAACAGGGCGUUUCCAGCUAGAAUGAUCUGAAAAUACGCAAAAAUUGAAUCGAUUAUUUUUAAUUAGAAUGGAAUUGAAUUAUCACAGAAGAAGAGUUUUUAGGCUCGAAAAUAAUUUAAUGAAAAAAUGUAAAAAAAGUGCUAUGAAUAUAGUAUGAGAGAAAGAUAUAUAUUUUUUUGGACAAAAAAAUUAAUACGAACACUGAGUCUUGAAUUAAGAAUAGAUUUGAGUGUGUUUGAUUUCAUCUCUGCGAAAGAAAGGCAGCAUACGCAGCGCGUAAAAAACAAAAAACUCCAAAAUUCUUAAAACCGUGUAAAUUUAGAAAUCUGCGUAAAAAUGACUUAUAAAAACCGCCUAAAAACGACUUAGUAUACUGUAGAUCAAAUCACUCUCUGUGUGCUACAAAUUUGAAUGUAUUAGCGUUAGUGUUUGAAAAAGUCACAGUAUAAUAAAUGACACGACGAGUUAGCUGAUGUUGUAGAUCAGAUUAAGUUUGAGUAAAUUAGUGAGAAUUAGACCUACAUUGAUGCAAACUGCUGCGUAGGCGUUCUGUUAAUCAAUUCGAAGAUUGUUUGAAGUUUUUAUUAUUGGUCAUCAACAUUAAUACAUACAGGUCUGGUGUUCGUAUGAUAUAAGGGUAUCUCAAUUAUUUUGAAAAAUUAGCACCUCUCUCAAAAUCAAGGGAUCAUGUGUUGCGAAUUUAAGUUCGAGAUAUUUAAGCCGCCUAGUCAGAGGCAGUUUCGAUUUUGGCCUUAGAAGCGGCGCUGAAUCCAGGUCGGUUCGUACAGUAUUAGUGCAAAGGCUACCGUGCAAGUUCAAAAAUGGCGAACUCCACGCCGGUGAUAUCAAUUGACUACAUGUCAAUAAAUUCAUCGAUUCACAUUCCGUCACAAUUUGAUGUGACAAUUGCGGAUGCAGGAUAUAUCGUGAUAAAUUCGUUGAUCCUGAUCACAAUGCAAACUGGAUUUGCAUUGGUGAAUGCAGGAAGUGUCAGCGUGAGAAACAGUGUUAAUUUCAUGAUGAAGAAUACGGUGGAUACCGCCAUUGGUGGAUUUGCGUUCUGGUUGUUUGGAUUUGGGCUGGCCUAUGGUCGCAGCAAAUAUACUAAUAUGUUCGUUGGUUUGGGUGACUUCUUCUUGGAUGCCGCGACUACAGAUCCUCUCAUGGGUGGAGUGAUGACCGCAUUCAUGUAUGAGAUAUCGUUUUCAUCAUCAUCAACUACGAUUGCCAGCGGUGGUAUGGGUGAACGUUUCAAUUUUCAGGCCUAUUGCUUCUUCGCUUUCUUCAAUUCAUUGAUAUAUGCUAUCGCUGCUGGAUGGGUAUGGCGCGAGACAGGAUUCCUCGCACUCUUAGGUGCUACUGACAUUGCAGGAUCAGGACCGGUGCACAUGCUGGGAGGUGUCAGUUCAUUUGCUGCGGCAGUGUUCCUUGGACCUCGAAUUGGCCGAUUUGAUCGUAGUCAUGACCACCCUCCUAUGAAUGAUGCAACUAUUGCCUUCCUUGGUUUGUUCAUUCUAUGGUGGGCAUGGUUGGCGUUCAAUACAGCCAGCAGUUAUGGCCUUAGUCGUGGUCGUUGGGUUUACACAAUAAGAGCUGCGGUCAUGACAUUGCUUGGUUCAAUGGGUGGCGGAGUAACCGCUUGCGCAUUUUCGAUAUUCGACAAUAAGGGCAAGGCAAUACCUUUCCAGAUUAUGAAUGGAGUGUUAGCAUCGUUGGUGUCUGUUACUGGAGGUUGCUAUCUUUACCAGUCUUGGUCGGCUGUACUCACGGGAUCCAUCGCUGCAAUACUUUGCUUAUUGAGCAUGAAGUUGAUGAAUCGUCUUGAAAUCGAUGAUCCGCUUUAUGCGUGCACUGUUCACGGCCUCGGAGGUGCAUGGGGUCUAAUAUCAAUUGGAUUAUUUGCUGUUGACCCGGUUCCACAGAGCACGACUGGCGGUAGAUCAGGAUUGAUAAUGGGAGGUGGAUUUAGCUUACUGCAAAGCCAAGUAUAUGAAGUGCUUACUUUGCUGGUUUGGGGAUUGUUUGCCACGUGGGCUUUACUCUGGAUUAUCAACCUAUUUAUACGCGUUAGGGUCACACCAGAGGAAGAACUGCAAGGGGCAGAUUUAGCAGAACAUGAUGUCGAUCAUGCGAAAAAUGCCCUUGAACAAUUGAAACCUUUGUGGAAUAGAGAAGUUGAGCUAAGCGAUGGUCUCACCUACCGGCUUUCGAAAGGAAUUGUUCAUAUCAGGGAUACUACCUCUGAGUUGUACAAAGGUAACAUCAAUGCUGUUUUUAGCGAUGGAAACAUAAUGCCAUUAGAAGAAUUGCGGAAAAACGAUCCAGUUAAUAUGAACUAUAGCGUCAAUUGACGAAUAGCUACAGAAUCAAACCAUCACUGUGAUAUCAAAUUUCCAGGCAAAUUUAGCAAUGAAAUAAAAUUAAAAUAAUAUUUGU
Messenger RNA from Wyeomyia smithii (pitcher-plant mosquito), 5365 nucleotides. RefSeq names its product putative ammonium transporter 2. Bases 3751 to 5280 code for a protein of 509 amino acids. Gene Ontology annotation, cellular component: membrane. Gene Ontology annotation, molecular function: ammonium channel activity. Gene Ontology annotation, biological process: ammonium homeostasis; ammonium transmembrane transport. The record is from RefSeq and is a predicted model, not a curated record. Lineage: Eukaryota; Metazoa; Arthropoda; Insecta; Diptera; Culicidae. The transcript is spliced from 5 exons.